GAUGAGUUGUGGCUGUGCAGCAAUAACCUCGCUCAGGGCGCAGCAGCUGUCCCGCUGAGGGACGCCUCCGACACACCCAGCUGAGACAACCCACUCCCAACAGGCGCUCUGAAUACAACGCCAGCGCCAGUUAUACCCGCUGCUCCGUGGUCUGCUUUGUGCACGCAAACGCCACAGAGGCCGGGCUGCACAAGUUCAUCCCCCGCCGGAACGCCGACCUCCUUUGGGAAGUUUCAGCUUGGAAGUGAACGAGCGACUGUGGCAAGCGGCCAAGCCAUCUCCUGUACUGACGCAAUGUGCAGUUUAACCAAGUCGCUUUGUUUUUCGCUCCUGUCGGGCGAUCGUGUGGAUUCGUUCUAGGAAUCCGAUGGUGACUGUUUAAUGUUUGCUGGAGGAUCUCGCUCUGAGUUCCUGGAAUCUGUGCUUUGGGGCUUUACAACGUUUAAUUGCACGAUAAUGAAGCGGCGGCGGGCUGUUGCUGUUUGCAGGAGUCCUUGCCCCAGGCGCUGGGAUUUCAUACUCUUUGUAGCAGUGUUUCUGAUCAUGAACGAUCCACGAGUGGUGCAAAGUGAAGAGAAGUCGUGUCACGGGGCGUUUGAUCUGUACUUUGUACUUGACAGAUCCGGGAGUGUUUCUGACAACUGGGGUGAAAUCUAUGAAUUUGUGGAAACACUGGUCCAUCGAUUUGUCAGUCCCCAAAUGAGAUUAUCUUUCAUCGUGUUUUCAUCCCGAGCUGAUGUGAAGAUGCCUCUCACCGGUGACAGGAAUGAAAUCAAAAAUGGUCUUGAAGUUCUCAAAGAAGUGAUACCAGCGGGUGACACCUACAUGCAUGAGGGUAUAAAAAAGGCUAAUGAUCAAAUAAAGCAACAACUACAUAUGAAGACUGCAAGUUCUAUUAUAGUUCUAACCGAUGGAGAACUCUUGGACAGGGUGUUGCACUACACAAUGAUACAGGCUGAAGAAGCAAGGAAACUGGGAGCGAUCAUUUAUUGUGUUGGGGUCAAAGAUUUUGAUGAAGCUCAGCUGGACCAUGUUGCAGACUCACCGAAACAUGUCUUCCCGGUUAAUGAAGGAUUUCAUGCCUUAAAGGGUAUUAUUGAUUUGAUAUUAAAGAAAUCAUGUACUGAAAUUUUGAAUGUGGAGCCAUCAUCUGCAUGUGCUGGGCAUAAAUUUGAGAUUGUGCUGAGGGGAAAUGGCUUUGAAAACGGCAGAGGAGCAGAUAUGACCAUAUGCAGCUAUUACAUAAAUGCUUCUACCACUAUAAAUGAGAAAAGUAUCAAGGUGACGGAUAAUUACCUGCUAUGCCCAGCUCCUACGAUGCAAGAAGUGGGGCAAACAAUGGAAGUUUCAGUGAGUUUGAAUAACGGACAGUCAUUCAUCUCCAGUUCACUUACCAUCACCGCCACAUCUUGUUCUGACGGAACAGCUGUAUUCCUUGCCAUAUUCGUCAUUAUGCUGUUGCUGGGACUGGCAUUGCUCUGGUGGUUCUGGCCUCUUUGCUGCAAAUUGGUCAUAAAAGAUCCACCUCCGCGUCCACCUCCUCCGAAAGAGGAACUGACACCUGAUGCAGAGCGAAAAAAGAAGUGGCCAACUGUUGAUGCUUCAUACUAUGGUGGCAGAGGUGUUGGUGGAAUAAAAAGAAUGGAGGUCAAGUGGGGAGAUAGGGGAUCAACUGAAGAAGGAGCAAGGUUAGAAAUGGCCAGAAAUGCUGUUGUUACUGUCCCAGAGGGUGAAGAGGAACUUAUGACACCAAGGCGGCCCAAACCACCCCCGUCGGCUCAAACUCCACUAAAGUGGUAUGAUCCAAUUAAGGGUAGACUUGACGCAUUGUGGGCACUGUUGGGACGGCAAUAUGAUCGAGUUUCUUUGAUGCGACCACAAAGCGGUGAUGAGGGUCGGUGCAUCAACUUCAGUCGCGUUCAGACACAAUAAACAUCACAAAGCUAGGGCUGCUUUAUUUUCUCUACUCAGUACUGAAGAAUGGUGAAGAAUAUUCUACUUCCAAUGGACAUCGGUGGAUUUCCAUUAAAAAGAUGGGGAAAAGACUGCAACUUCCAGGCGCAUUUUGUUAACUCUUGCCACAGGACUACAGCAAGACCAAUGUGUCAAGACAUUUGUAAAGAACAGUAACAGCUCAGUUCCCUUUCCGAUCAUCAGUCCUUCAUAAUGCCAGAGCAGAUGAGCACCCGUCCCACUCAUUUUUUUCCAGUCUGAAUGUAGUUUGACCAUAAUAUGCUGUUUCAGAUAAUCAAAUUUUAUAGACAGAGUGUAUUGUCAAACUCGAACCUAUUAGCCACAGGCAGAGCAGCAAUCUCACCAGACCUACCCGGUGCAUAAGUUCAUUGCCUUUCGGCGAUGUCACAUCACAAGAUCUUUCCAACUUCACCACUUUACAAUGCCUUACGGGAGCCGUCUGACUGAAAAUCUUGUCAUUUUCCACUGAAAAGUGCACACGCAUGACAAAAUGUAGACAGAAUGCCUCAAGGUACGGGAAUCAGCUAGACUUUGCCCUUUAGUUUUUGAAGACACCUUUCUUUCAUUAUGUACUGAGAAAGAAAAUUAAUAGAGCGUUAUCUUACAGCAGCACAGCCUAUAACCAAAGAUCUUCCGCAGAAAUUGAGACAUUGGUGCUGUGAGGCUUGAUGUGGUGGCUGGUGCUUUGCAUUUGCUCUAAUCCUGUGUUCAGUAGCGCAUAACCCGUCAUCGUAUUAAAGCAUACCCAUUGAUCUGCUUACUUCUAUUAAACAAAUAAAUAAGAGAGAAUAGAGCAAUCCUGCUACAAACCAAGGUUGCAUACCGUGGUAUUCCCUUAUUCCUCAAAUCUCCAAGGACUUUGCAGUGUCACAAGCCAGCAACUCUCUUUGCAUGAGAAUUUCAAAGUUUAAUUAAUAUAAUUAAAGGCAACAGCAAGCAGCAGCCUGUGAAGAUUUUCCUCAUUUUUUUAUGCUUUUUGACAUUGAAUGACCUAUUGCUUUUUGAGCUAUGCUUGGAUUUUUAAAAGCAUUUUGUGUUGGUUAGGCGUGAAACAGGAAAAGGUGCCCUUGUUUGCAACCAAGCAAUCAAGUUAUGUUUUUUUCUAUUGCAGCCCCGUUUCCAAAUAUUGAGGCAAUAUAUAUAUAUUCUUUUUUUUCCCCAACCGCUUUGGCAAGACAACGAUCCCAAAUGAUGUCAGUAUGAGCGGAAACACUGUGGGGGAGAAGAAGGCAGCAGCUGAAAAAAGCUCGAAUGAUGCAGUCACUUUCGAUACUGUACAUGAAAUGCAAAAUGGAUAUUCGAGUCGAAACCUGACAAAGCGCGCCUGCUUUGAUGUGAACUGGUAUAGACAAUGACCAGUGGCUGGGUCAGUGGGAUGCCUCUCUGCAAGCAGGGAAGCUUAUCAAAUGACACUAAAAAUAAGUUCAACAACCAUCACAUUUGAGAGAACAGGCGAACAUUUCACAUUUGGUGGGCAAGCAAGUGCGCGAGAUGGGAAGAGCGAUAGUGAAUAGUCUUGGUCUAAUUAUGCUUUUGAGCUGCUCAUCAAAAUCACAUGGGGCAUGAGUGUUUCCUUUAGUUUACAUGCAAAAUGUAUGAUGUUGCCAAAGCUGCUCUUGCUUAAUCUAUUGCUCAUUAUUAUUUACAGCAAUGGCAAGAUUGUAAGUACAGCCUUUUGGUACAGUGCAAAAUAAAUGUUACUAUAAUUUUUAAAUAUGCCUGAUUUCCAUUAAUUUUUUUUAUUUUUAAAAGAGGAUUUUCAAUAUCUGUGGAGUUGGACUCACUAUCUGUGUUUUUAAUUGAGGAAUUACACUAUAUUCCAGAGUCCCCCCCAUUAAGGAACAACUGUCUCCAUUUAGCCAAAGCUUUGUGCACGCUUGUGUUUACACCAAUUUAGAAUAAAAUGAACCAGUUUAAUGUUGCACAGAUCUGUAAUAUCAUAAGUAAUUUAUCUUCAGAGGUUGCGCAAAAAAUCUAAGUGUUAUUUUUCUUAAUGCUUAUGUAACUUAACUUAGUGCCAAACUGCAGCCUAUGUGCCUGGCUCAUUGCUGAAUUACGCUUUAGUGCAUUGUGCAAACUGAGAAUUUGGAUAAAUAUAAAAAUUGGUUUAAAGUCUUUAUGCACAAAUAUAUAUGCCUUGUUAUGAUUCUUUGUAACAUUAAUUUAACAUAUGCUCAAAAAGAUUUAAAAUACGAUUCCAAACUACUUGUGCAUAUCAUGUGUGGAACGGUACAGCAUAAUGCCUAAUCUGGAAACUCUUACCGCUGUGUAAAUUUAUCAUAGAUUCACUGUGUAGUCUUACACAAAGUGUUAUUUUGAUUCGCUAACAUCACUUCAAAAAUCUUGAGUAAUAAUUUAUUUAUUUAAAAUUAUAUAUAGCAUUACCAAAAAUUAACUUAUAAUAUUGCUGUUUAACAUUUUGAACAAAAUGAUAUCCUAUCAGCAAAUUCAUUGAAAUAUAUGGAUGUAAAAGUAAUGCAGAAAAGAAAAUUAACAUCUGAACAACAAUUGGGGAAUAUAAAAUUAAAAUGUCAUAUGUUGUUCAGCUUAAUAUAUUUUUCAUAAAUCUGCAAAUUACAAAAUACAUGUUUAUCCAAAUUCCCAUAGUUUAAUUUGGAGAAUAUAUUACAAACAUAUUCAAUAGAUACUAUUAUAAUUAUGUGAGUAAUUUCUGUCUGAUCUUUUUCUUUGUUUAGAUGAAUGCUCAAAUCCUUCAUAAAAAACAGAAAUAACAAUAAAAAUGUCUGUGAUCACACCAGUGCAAGAAAAUUGUGUUAGAGUUUAUUUGCAGAUUGAUUUGCGAGUGCUCAGCUCGGGGGGUAGUUUUGCCGCAGCUAGUAAAGUUGAAAUAAGACACAAAUAUGCAUAUAUUUUAAACUAAUUCACAAAGAAAAAAUACUGCUAGCAGUUGUAUGAAGUUGUGCAGUUGUAUCUUAACAAAAUGCUGAGCUGUUUCUGUCUCCAACACCUCUACAACAUGGAAAAUGAAAUAUAAGCAUCCACUACGCCAGUAAUCAGCAACAAAAAUAUCACAUCCAGAAUCAGUAUGGUCUAUUUUACUUUUCAAGUACUUUGUCCAAGAGGUGCACAUUUUACUUGUCUGUUUUGUUUUACGUAAAUUGAUUAAAGUAAACCCCUAAAUGUUA
This is a messenger RNA of Amblyraja radiata (thorny skate), 5120 nucleotides long. It is a transcript of the gene antxr2a, whose product is annotated as ANTXR cell adhesion molecule 2a. Bases 382 to 1932 code for a protein of 516 amino acids. Gene Ontology annotation, molecular function: transmembrane signaling receptor activity. The transcript has 17 exons. Gene Ontology annotation, cellular component: cell surface; plasma membrane. The record is from RefSeq and is a predicted model, not a curated record. NCBI's taxonomy places the organism in Eukaryota, Metazoa, Chordata, Chondrichthyes, Rajiformes, Rajidae.